Syngnathus acus (greater pipefish) is the source of this 3026-nucleotide messenger RNA. Its product is annotated as zinc finger protein Xfin-like. Lineage: Eukaryota; Metazoa; Chordata; Actinopteri; Syngnathiformes; Syngnathidae. Gene Ontology annotation, biological process: regulation of immune system process; negative regulation of transcription by RNA polymerase II; regulation of cytokine production. The record is from RefSeq and is a predicted model, not a curated record. The transcript has 2 exons. The coding region runs from base 90 to 2837 and encodes 915 amino acids.
CUUCCCCAUUCUGCUUUUUCCUAACGGCCGUGUUUCGAUUUAGCUUUAUUUCGAUAUUGUUGAAGAAGAAGCGCAAGCUUGCGUGAAACAUGUCGAAAGUCUCAACAUUAAAGCUGUUGGUGAAGCGCAAGCUAAAUGUGGCCAUUGAGGAGGUUUGGGAACUGUUUGAGAAGGCCAUUGCCGAGUACGAAGAGGAAUUCCGUCGAAAAGGAAGGAAAGAGGCGUGCGAGAGUGAGCAUGGUGUGGAGCCCAACGUUGGUCGCAAAACUCAAAGAGGUUCUCAGUGUGAGCUGGUGAAUAUUAAAGAGGAGGAAUGCGAGGAGCCACCAACAAAAAAAAGGAAGAAUGCGGGGAGUUCAGGCCUCAAGUCAAGUCCAGAAAAGGCAUCGCAAGCUCAAGAAGAAGUCCGUAAAAGUCCCCAAGGUUCGGAAUCCUUUGACAGUGAUCACGGUGACAUUGCCAAAGAACCUUUGAAGACAAAACCAAAGUUAAAGUGUUCUGACUGUGGUCAGAUGUUUGUCCACAAGGAAGAUUUGGCAAAGCACAAAAAAACACACACGGGAAAGAAACCUUUGACUUCUGCAGUUGUCCCUACACCGUCUGCCAAAGAAGCUUUGAAGACAAAACCGAAGUUAAAGUGUUCUGAGUGUGGUCAAAUGUUUGUCCACAAGGAAGGUUUGGAAAAGCACCAAAAGACACACACUGAAAAAAAACCUGCAGUUGUCCCUAAACCAUCUUUUACCUCCGCUAUCUCGAGUCAACAAGUGGCAACCAAAAGUGGCAGACCACAUGCUAAAGAUCUUCACUCAGCAACUGGAUUGUCAAAAAACUCCAGGGAUUACUUAAUGUCAGACUCCUCUGACUCUGACUCUGAUUCUGAUGUCUCCUUUGUAGAACCUUUGGAGAAAACAAAGAUGGUCCACAAGGGAGAUUUGGAUAGACACACAAAAACACACAUUGGGACGAAGAGCGCAGUUGUCGCUAAACCAUCCGGACCUGUGAAAUCUUUCAACUGCUCAGUUUGCGUUAAACGCUUUCCGAGUAGAGACCUUCUCAUAUCACACAUACGAACCCACGUUAAGGAGAAACCUGCGGCCUCCGGUCAACACGUGGUGCCAGAAAGUCCAAAACCUGACUCGCAACCAGACAAGUUGCCACCGGUCGCUCAACCACCCAACGCCGAGAAACAUUUCACCUGCUCAAACUGUAAGAGACACUUUUUGAGCGAACGUUUUCUCAUGUUACACAUGCGAACCCACAACGAGCAGAAACCGGUGGCCUCCGGUAGCUCCGGUCACGCUGCAGUCCCAGCGAGUCCAAAUCUCGACUCGCAACCAGACAAAUUGCGGCCAGUCGCUAGACCGCCUGACACGGUUAAAUCUUUUACCUGCUCCGUUUGCACAAAAAGCUUCCUGAGUAGAGACCUUCUCAUAUCACACAUAAGGACUCACACCGAGGAGAAACCGACGACCUCCCGUAUCUCUGAUCAACGUCUGGUGUCAAAGAGUCCAAAUGUUGACUCGCAACCAGACAGAUUGGCACCGGUGGCUAAACCACCCGACGCCGUGAAAUCUUUCAGCUGCUCAAUUUGCGCAAAAAACUUUCCGAGUAGCGCUCUUCUCAUAUCGCACACGCGAACACACGCUGAGGAGAAACCGGUGGCCUCAGGUAGCUCUGGUCAGCGCCGGGUGUCAGAGAGUCCAACUCUUAACUCCCAACCAGACAAGUUGCCCCCAGUGCCUAAACCACCAACUCUUAACUCCCAACCAGACACGUUGCCACCAGUCUCUAAACCAUCCAACGCUGAUCAAUAUUUCACCUGCUCAACUUGUAAGAAAAGCUUCUCGACUGAACACUUUCUGGAGUUACACAUGCAAACCCAUGACAGGCAGAAACUGGUGGCCUCCGGUACCUCUGGUCAGCACCUGCUGUCGGAAAGUCAAAAUAUCCGCCCAAGACCACAGAACCCGGCACAAGUACCAGACAAGGACGACGUGACGUCAGAUUCUUCGGACUCUGAUAGCGAUGCCAAAAAAUCUCCGGAGACCAACAAGAAGUUGCCGUGCUCAGAAUGCGGCGAGGUGUUUGUCCACAAGGCAGAUCUGGACGGACACAUGAAAACGCACACCGGAAAGCAAGUUGUGGACUCCACAGGCGUGACCAAACUCUUCUACACCGUCAAGUCUUUGUCCUGCUCGGUUUGUACGAAAAGUUUUGCGAGUGAAGAGUCUCUGGCGGCACACGUGAGCGUCCACGCCAACGAGAAACGCUCGCCCUCGACUAGCUCCACUCAGCUGGCGCCGACGCAAACCAACGGAGAACAUGGCGAGGAUACCCAAUCGGAACCGGAGAGCCUCUUUGCUCCGCUGUCAGAUUCGGACAUGUCGGACUCGUCUGCGGACGAUCCCAACGACAACAGCAGCGUAUCCGGAGCGACAAGCAAGAACUCGGAAGGUGAAGCAAACGGGAGCAAGCGAGCUGGAGACAACGCAAGACGCAUCGCUUGCUCUUUUUGUGAGAAAACUUACAUGAGGGAGCAUCACCUGUUGAGACACGUCAGAAGUCACCACCAGGGGGCGUCUUCGGAAUCCAAAGCCGGUGAAGGAUCGCAAGCGUGCGACGGCAAGCGGGAACCUCGGAAGAUGAAGAAAAAGUCCAAAGGCAACAAGAAACGGCAGGAAUGCAUCAAAAAUUUAAAGUGCUCACACUGUAAAAAACGUUUUGAGCAAAUGAGUCAGUUGACCCAACACUUGGUGUCGAGAAACUCUUGUCAUGUCUGCGAUGAGAAAUUUUGUUUUCCUGAAGAGAUGAGGGAACAUAUUCAGAACACACAUUGACAACGCGUCUUUAUUUUCUUCUUUGUUCAAAAAUGUUCACCACGUGCAGGAAAGUUCUAGAAGCUGACGUUUAAGAAGCUGACGAUCGGUCGGGCCAGUUGUUCAUACUGUUUUCUCAAAAUGUUUUAUUUUUAUAUACACGUGUAUUCUUUUUUUUCUCCCUAUGUAGAUGUGGUUUGAAUAAAAAAA